AUGCCUUUGAAAAAAUUACCAUACAAUGAUGGGUCAACACUCACAGUAAUGGAUUUGGACGGUUUUUACCUGACAUUGGCCAGCAACCUCAAAAACCAGGAGGAAGAAUUGUUGUCUAUGCCUGACUGGCAGGCAAGAGAUGAUGACGUCAUGAUUUGUACCUAUCCAAAAUCAGGAACACACAUGCUUUGGGAAAUUGUAUGCAUGUUGAUGACGAACAAGGCACGGCGGAUACCUACUUCAAAGAGUGAUUAUAUGAUGGAAGUUAUCCCCAAGGCAUCAUACGAUAACUUCCCAUCACCACGUGUUUUAAACACCCACAUGUACUUCGAAUACCUGCCAAAGGACUUCGCCAAACGGAAGUGCAAGAUCGUGUACAUAAUGCGAAAUCCUAAAGAUGUGGCUGUAUCAUUUUUCAACCAUCACAGUAAUAUUAUAAGUUAUAAUUUUUCAGGAACAUGGGGAAACUAUGUUCCAAGAUACUUGAAAGGCGAUGUUGAUUACGGAACUUGGUUUGACUACACCCUUAAAUGGGAAAAAUUCAUGGCAGAUAACCCAGAUUACCCGAUUUUUAUGACAACAUUUGAAGACAUGAAAGAGGACGCCCUCCGAGAGGUGAACCGGCUCGCUAAAUUCCUUGAAGUAGAUCGUGGACAGGACUUUCUCAAGGAAGUCAUCGACCUUUGUCACUUUGACCGGAUGAAGAAGGAGAAAAAUCACAUGGAGGUGGUUGGUGGUUGGAGAGGAGGUACAGCAGCGAUGUACAGAAAGGGUGAAGUUGGUGACUGGAAAAACUGGUUCACAGUGGCACAAAAUGAGCUCUUCGAUCAGGUGUGUCAAGAGAAAAUGAAAUAUUCGGAGGUUAAACCAAGGUAUACAUUAUAG
Messenger RNA from Ylistrum balloti, 885 nucleotides. RefSeq names its product sulfotransferase 1B1-like. Gene Ontology annotation, molecular function: sulfotransferase activity. Gene Ontology annotation, cellular component: cytoplasm. The record is from RefSeq and is a predicted model, not a curated record. Gene Ontology annotation, biological process: sulfation. Lineage: Eukaryota; Metazoa; Mollusca; Bivalvia; Pectinida; Pectinidae. The transcript has 5 exons. Bases 1 to 885 code for a protein of 294 amino acids.